AAAUAUGUUUAUAAUUGAAACGUUGCAUUUUAUUUAAUUUUAUUAAGAAUAAUAAAAAAUAAAUCGUUCGUUACUCUGAAUUUGUGCCACCUAUACCGAAACGCAAAGCUUCAAAGUUCAAAACGACACUGUUCAUACAUAGCAACAACAAAACGCAGCGCAACAAAAAAAAGUUGUUUUGUGAACUUUCUUGACAUGUAGAAACCGUGUGAAAAUCGUUUAUUUUUGCUGAAACUGUGGUUUAUUUAGUGAAGUAUUUAACUAUUUUGUUUUUUACUGUUAAUUUAUGUGUAAAUCAACAUGGCGUUCCUCUGUCCAGUUAGAAUUAGACGGAACAAGAAGAAGAAAUCAAGCAGCGGGGACUCAGACAAAGACCUUUCGAGACCAAGCUCCGGUCUCAGCCCCGGCAUGGGCAGGAUCACCGGCUCAGCUAGUAUUGAGACUCUAGUGCGGGUUGGCAUUGAGAAGGAGCAUGGCCUCAGCCCUGAUUCUAAGAUGGUGGUGCUACAUGACUUUGCUCCUUGUGUUGAUGAUGAGCUUGAGGUGAAAAGAGGACAAAUCGUAAAUGUAUUGUACAGAGAAAACGAUUGGGUGUAUGUUAUACUGGCAGAGUCUAGGCGGGAAGGCUUUAUACCACAUUCAUACUGUGCUCCCUGCGAACAUCAUGACUUAAAGAAGAAACUGCCGAGGAGUAGGUCGCCCGCCGACUUAGCUCAUAGAGACGUCUCACAGUUGUCAGUAUCGGAUGGAGGGGCCACAAAUGACGGACACUCAGAGCUGGGCAGUGAGGGAGAGGCCUGCCCGUUCAGCAAGGAUCCCUCCGGUCGUUAUGUGGUGCUCUACACAUUCACUGCCCGAGAUGAGAAUGAUGUUGAUGUCGAGAGAGGGGAGUUUGUCACAGUACUGAAUAGAGAGGAUCCAGAUUGGUACUGGAUAGUGCGGAGUGAUGGACAAGAAGGUUUUAUACCCUCCGGUUUUGUUUACCCAGCCGUUGUUCAAGCAACCCAGCAGGACAACCCGCAGCCGCUGCUAUCGCCGCCCUCGACGAACCCCAACAACACGUUGUUGUCCAACAACACAACACUCAACACCACCCCCACAGACAACGACGGACGGUACCACGGCACUGAGCUAGUCAUGCUUUACGAUUACAAGGCGCAAGCUCCAGAUGAUCUAUCUGUGAAGCGUGGAGAAUGGGUGUACGCGGACCUGACCCAGCAGACGGUGGAGGGCUGGCUAUGGGCGCACGCGCCCAAGUCGCGGCGAUCCGGGUUCAUCCCCACGGCGUAUGCGCGCGCGCCGCACACCACCUCUCUUUGAGUACAAGAGCCGGGGACUCAUUUGUGGUUAGGACCAUGAAUAUUGACUUCAUGGAUCAUAUUACAUACAGAGCGAAAUUGACACCAUGCCGAAUACUGAGGGGGGUGAUACAGCUCAUGAUUCUGAGUUGAUAUCAAGUGGAUAUUUCCGUCGCAAAAGUAUGGAACUGAAAAUAAUUAAAAAAAAAGCACUAAGAUUUUCAAUUAAUUGUUCAUGAACUUUGCGACGGAAAAUCUUGAUAAUAACUCAGAAUGACGGCGUGAAUCGUCCCUCUCAGUUUUCACCGUUGUUUUACGUUGUUCCUAUCAAGCAGAAAGCGAUAACGCGUUCUACGUUCGCUGUGUUGUACCUUACGUUUCAUAGACUUACAACACAGCGAAAUCAAUAGAGUACAAUGCUCAAUUCAAAGAACGAGUGACCGCCUUCUGCCUGAUGCAAUGUUAAGAGUAACACGGGGAAAUGAGGAGUCACAGGCGUCCCCCUGUGACAAAGUUAUUACACAUUUAUGCAAUCCAAAACACAUUUGAAUCCUAGCAAUGGUUUGUUAGAUUGGUCUUGUCACCAAGUGAUAGUGCUUACCGGUUUUUAUUGGCCCUCGUGCAUAAAUGAAGCUAUUUUGUUAAAUUAUGAUAAUUAGUCUUCAAUGCCCCAUAAUGGAGAAAAUUUUGUAUCGAGAGAAAUAAUGCUAUGGCUACUCCCCUCAAACUCUGUCUCAAACAUAGUGAUUUAUAUUCUCUUUGCUGCCCUCCAAUCCGCCGGAGGCCCGUUGUGCUCUAUGUACGUAACAAUUUAAUGGAAUAUUUUAAAAGUGCCUCUUGAAAGUUAUCUUUUUUAGCUUGUAAAUAACUGCCAUUUCGUCUAGUUGGAAACAGAAAAGUGCUAUUAUGAAUACUUAGAAAGUAGUUAUUUUCUUUGGCAAUUAAUUUGUAAUACUCUUUCAUUAUCAUGUGUGCCAACAUUUUCAUAUAUUUCGUGAUAUUUAAAUUAAAUAAUAAAAUAUACACAUGGCUUUAAAAAGAAAUAUUUUGGACAAAAUAUUCAAGGCAGACUACAAAAAAUGUCUUCCGCAUUUUAAAAUUAGCGUUAAGAACUUGACAUUCCAUAUUAAAACACUAGAUUAUAAGCAAGCAGCGUAUGUAAUCUCUUAUUUUAUAAGUUAUUGUUGAAAAUAAUCAUUUUUUGUAAAAUAUCCGUCCAAAUUAGACUGAUUUCGUCAAUACAAAUAUUUUUGUCACAUUUUUACAUUAGCCGUUAAGAUUUAUUACGUAUUUUUAAUACAACUAAAAAAGUA
Pectinophora gossypiella (pink bollworm) is the source of this 2611-nucleotide messenger RNA. It is a transcript of the gene Dlish, whose product is annotated as SH3 domain-containing protein Dlish. Bases 301 to 1320 code for a protein of 339 amino acids. The transcript is spliced from 7 exons. Lineage: Eukaryota; Metazoa; Arthropoda; Insecta; Lepidoptera; Gelechiidae. The record is from RefSeq and is a predicted model, not a curated record. Gene Ontology annotation, molecular function: protein binding.